AUGUUCCAAUUCAAGCUUCAACUGUCUGAAGAUGAUGAUAGUAAUGGUGUGGCGACUUGUGCCAAGUUUUCUCCCGAUGGAAGCCGUGUAGCAGUUGUGAAAGGAACGGUCGUGCUAAUCUGGGAACUAGAAGGGGAUGGAACGCCAUUGAUUAUUACCACGUCGCAUAUAAGGCCUAUAUCAGAUGUUUGCUGGUCUCCAGAUGGCCAAUGUGUCGCUACGGCUUCGGAUGACUUUUCCAUUGAGACUACACACUUGGAAUACGGCUCUUUGCACAGAUUUAUGGGCCAUACGGCGCCCGUUGUGUCACUGUGCUUCAAUGACAAGGGAAAUCUGCUGUUUUCAUCAUCGAUGGAUGAGAGCAUCAAGAUCUGGGAUGUUUUGAAUGGGUCUGUGAUGAGAACAGUAGCAGCGCACUCAGAAUCGGUCGUCUCAAUCGAUAUACCGGCAGAUGAUUCCACCAUUGUAUGCUCUGGAUCAUAUGAUGGGCUGAUCAGGGUGUUUGAUACGGCAUCAGGACAUUGCUUAAAGACAUUGACUUACGACAAGGACUGGAAGAGCGAAAACGGUGUAGUGCCCAUAACACAAGUCAAGUGCUCACGGAAUGGCAGAUACUUAGUAGUCAAAUCACUCGAUGGUAUUGUCAAACUUUGGGAUUGUAUACGAGGCUACGUGGUGCGUACCUUCAAAGUUGAAUCAGAUGAAGUGCGAAAUUUACAAAGGUCUUGCGGCAUGGACUUGCUGUACCCUGAAUCAGGGUUGCCUCCAGUAGUGGUGAGUGGUUACGAACUGGGUCAAAUCUAUUGUUGGGAUUCGGCAGAUAAGAGACUAGUACAAUUGCUAGAAGGCGAACGACAUCGAGGUAGCCCGAUCAUGAGCAUUCACUGUCACGGGAAUCUGAUGUGUUCACUCUCACUGGAUGGAGAAUGUAACUUGUGGGAGUGGAAGCAGUCAGCUUAA
Molecule: messenger RNA, 960 nt
Organism: Torulaspora delbrueckii
Lineage: Eukaryota; Fungi; Ascomycota; Saccharomycetes; Saccharomycetales; Saccharomycetaceae
Gene: SWD3
Product: Swd3p
Exons: 1
Coding region: 1-960 (319 amino acids)
Biological process (GO): mRNA splicing, via spliceosome
Cellular component (GO): U4/U6 x U5 tri-snRNP complex
Molecular function (GO): U4 snRNA binding; protein binding; U6 snRNA binding
Source: RefSeq, a predicted model, not a curated record